Molecule: messenger RNA, 294 nt
Organism: Lactuca sativa (garden lettuce)
Lineage: Eukaryota; Viridiplantae; Streptophyta; Magnoliopsida; Asterales; Asteraceae
Source: RefSeq, a predicted model, not a curated record
AUGACAGGCGAUGGUGGUGGUGGCGGCAGUUGUGUCAAUGGCGGUGAUGGCGGUGGCAGCGGUGGUGGUGGUGCUAGUGAUAGGUUAGUGGUGGUGGUGAUGGUGAUGGGUGUGGGUGUGGGUGUGGGCGGUGACGGUGACGGUAGCGAGUCGGCGGUGGUGGUGAUGACAGGCGAUGGUGGUGGCGGCGGCAAUUGUGUCCGUUGUGGUGAUGGCGGCGAUAGUGGUGGUGGUGGUGCUAGUGAUGGGUUAGUGGUGGUGCUGGUGCUGGUGAUGGUGAUGGUAGGUCGGUGA